Messenger RNA from Aspergillus ibericus CBS 121593, 2222 nucleotides. RefSeq names its product putative beta-glucosidase D. Gene Ontology annotation, biological process: glucan catabolic process. The record is from RefSeq and is a predicted model, not a curated record. Gene Ontology annotation, molecular function: beta-glucosidase activity. The transcript is spliced from 6 exons. Bases 84 to 2222 code for a protein of 712 amino acids. NCBI's taxonomy places the organism in Eukaryota, Fungi, Ascomycota, Eurotiomycetes, Eurotiales, Aspergillaceae.
CUGCUAGCAGACUAUCUUCACCGAGCAACCUACUGCCAGUCUCCUCUCUUCUAUUCAUCUAUUUCCCAUCGAGGCCGCUCCUUAUGAUGAGAGACCUCACACUUUUUGCAGUGACGACCCUGUUGGGUCUCGCGACAGCCUCUUCAAACUCUUCAACAUUGGGAUUGCUGAAGUACAAUGGCGUUGCUCUGGGAGAUUGGGAAUCUGCAUACGACAAGGCCUCUGCUUUUGUGGGAAACCUAACCACUGAGCAGAAAUUGGCCAUCAUGACUGGCAGCAGUGUCACAUCUGCUACAAAUGAAAGUUUCUCGGCAUUGGUCUUCGGUGAUGGUGACAUGGGACUGCAGGACUUUAACUACGUCUCAGCGUUCAGCUUGGCUUCUGCCAUCGCGAUGACCUGGGAUCAAGAUGCCUACUAUCAGCAGGCCAAAGCAGUGGGUAUUAAAUUCUAUAAGAAGGAAAUCCAGGUCUUAAACGCGCCAACCUCGCAGCCCAUCGGCCGAACGCCGUGGGGUGGUCGAUUCGGCGAGACAUUUGGCCCGGACCCCUACCUCAAUGGUUUGGCCACUGGCCUUUCUGUGAAGGGCUACGUUGAAACCGGUGUCAUCUCUGGAGCCAAGCAUUUUCUUCUGUAUGAGCAAGAGACCAACCGGACUAGUGACCCAAACAGUAUCAGUCCCAAUCCUGCGUCUGGGCCCCUUCCAUAUUCCUCCAAGACGGACGAUAAGACCCUGCACGAGACCUAUCUUUGGCCAUUCUAUGAUGCCGUCAAGAAUGGUCUCGGUGCGGUCAUGUGCGCGAUGACCAAAGUCAACAAUACGCUUGCUUGUCAGAACUCCGACCUACUCCUGAAGCACUUGAAGACGGAGCUUGGUUUUCCAGGACUGGUAUAUCCUGAUACCAAGGCCCAGAGCACCGAAACUGCCGAGACGCUCAACAAUGGCGAGGACUACGGAGACAGCACUUACUGGUCCACAUCUGUGGUGAAAUCUCUUCUCGCAAAUGACAACGGGCUUCAACCUGCAGAGCAAGGCGACAGUGCCUUUGUUGACGUGAGAGGCAAUCAUUCCAAGCUAAUCCGCAAAUAUGGUGCUCAGUCCAUGGCUUUGCUGAAGAACAAGAACAAUGCCCUCCCGUUGAAGACGGUCCGCAGAAUGAGCAUUUUCGGUGCUCACGCCGGUGCCAUUGUCGACGCAACCGGCUUCGGCUCUGGACAGGCAUCUUACCCUUACCUCGUGACCCCCUUGGUUCCGUUGACCGUCAAAGCUACGGAGGAUGGGACGAUUCUGAACUGGAUUUUGAAAGACAACUAUACUUCGACAGCAGGCUCCUCUCUCAUUCCCUCAGUUGCUGGAAGUACAGCUGUAUCACCCUCUUACGCGACUUAUGCCGGCAACUCCGAUGUCUGCAUCGUUUUCCUGAAUACUCUUGCGGGCGAGGGCGCUGACCGGACUGAGUUAUACAACCCUGAUCAAGAUACAAUGGUUAACACCGUUGCCGACAACUGCAAUAACACCAUCGUCGUGAUCAACACCGUGGGACCUAGACUACUGGACCAAUGGAUUGAGCACGAGAACGUGACAGCAGUACUGUAUGGAUCUCUCUUGGGCCAAGGAUCGGGCAACUCGAUCGUGGAUGUCCUCUACGGCGAUGUCAAUCCUUCCGGCCGUCUGAUCUACUCCAUACCAAAGAACGAAAGUGACUACAACGUGGGUCUCUGCUACACUUCUCAAUGCAACUUCACCGAAGGUGUUUACCUUGACUACCGCUACUUCGAUGCCCACAACAUCACCACCCGCUUCCCCUUCGGUCACGGUCUCUCCUAUACCUCCUUCUCCUACUCCAACCUCACCAUUUCCGCCACUCCCACCGGCCACCUCGCCGUUGGCGGCUACAGCGACCUCUGGGACACCGUGAACAGCAUCUCCGUAACCAUCAACAACACCGGCUCCCUCAGCGGAGCCGAGAUCCCUCAACUCUACUUGAGCUUCCCUGACUCUGCCGACCAGCCUCUCCGCCAACUCCGUGGCUUCGAGCGCGUGGAACUCGCCACCGGCGAGCAGAAAACUGCCACGUUUAACCUACGCCGUCGUGAAAUCUCCUACUGGAAUGUCGUCGAGCAGCAAUGGGUUGUUGCGGCUGGCGAGUACAAGGUAUACGUCGGUGCUAGUUCCCGGGAUUUCAAGCUGCACGGGUCUUUCACGGUUCAGACGGAUGUCUGA